Mesorhabditis spiculigera is the source of this 282-nucleotide messenger RNA. The record is from the annotation of a GenBank genome assembly. NCBI's taxonomy places the organism in Eukaryota, Metazoa, Nematoda, Chromadorea, Rhabditida, Rhabditidae.
AUGUUUGAAGAGGAUCGUGCUGAACAGAACGUGACUGCGUACAUCUCUUGUUUAAAACUGGGGGCACAUGGGGACACCAUGGAAGAAGCUCGUAUGAAUGCUGUGGACCUCGUUGAGAUUGAAAUGGAGAAAGGUCGCCUACAGGAUCAAUGUAGUCAUGAUGAUGCACGAAUUGAAACACUUCAAAUUAAUGGAAUUCGACUGAUGGUUAUGUUCGAACAGCAAGAAGCAGAACAGUACGGGCAACCGAUACAGAAGGAGCACGUACUAUGGCCAUGGCAC